AUUCUAUUUUCCCAAAAAUUUUCCCCCUAAUCUGACUCUCCUAAUUCCUCCGUCCGGCGUCCGCCAGAGUCGCCGUCAACCUCGCUUCACCGUCCAAUACUCCGGCAGCAAGGUAUACUAGAUCAAUAAUCAAUAUAAUGCCUCAUAAACUCACAAGGCAUCGUCGAUUGUUAAGAUAUAAACCUUUUGGUUUCUCUCCAUUUGCUCGAUCUAUAGCCCAACUUGCCUCAUAUAACAAGGUCAAGCGCAAGAUUUACAAUGGACUACAGGAAAAAAAUUUUCCCAGCUCAUCAGGUAAUGGGGUUCUAAAUCACACCCAAGGAGGCAAAAAUCAGCAUUCUGAUUCUUCUGAUGAUGAGUUUGAAGGCACUCUCCAAGCUGACUUUGAGUUCUUUGAUCCCAAGCCUGAUGACUUCCAUGGAGUGAAGGUUCUCCUGCAGACGUACCUUAAUAAUAAACAGUGGGAUUUGAGUGGUUUUGUGGACUUAAUCUUGGGACAACCCACAGUAGGGACUGUUGUUAAGAUAGCGAAUGACGAAGAUGAAGGAAUUUACUCUGUUAUCAGUGCUCUUAACUUGGGAAGAUAUAAGAACAGUAAGUGCAUAAUGGAGCUCAAGAAAUUCCUGCUCAGUGCAUGCCAAGAUAAUAAUGUACAAGCUAACUUGAGCUCGCUGCUUGAAGAGCAAUCCAAUGACGUUGGAUUGUUAGUCUCCCAACGCGUAGUAAAUCUUCCUCCACAGCUUUUGCCUCCCCUUUAUGACGGCCUCUUUGAUGAAAUCUCAUGGGCUACAGAAGAUGAGCCCACAGAAGAGCUUCGAAAAUCUUUUUGCUUCAAGUUUUAUCUAGUGGUCAGUAAAAUUUACAAGCAUAAAAAUGCAGACAAAAAAACUUUACCAAGUAAAAGCGGUGAUGAAGCUAUAAUAUAUGUUAAGCCUGAGGAAGAAAUACUUCAUGAGCUAAGCUCUUGGUCCUUCACUUUCCCUAUGCACUCUCAGCCAGUCAGAACUGAUGAGCUCAAAGAUUACCGGAUGACUGGUUUGGUCAUGGCAGUGGAAGCAAGCAAAAUAUCCAAAUUCCGAAAACAGUUAAACUCUUUAAUAGAUAAUUCAUGAUUCCAUCUGCAGUUCCACCAGCUAUCAUCAUAUAGUGUUCGUUAUUUCAAUUAAAGCGGGAACAAUUGCCAUCUGACUUCUUUGAGUUAGACACAUGAACCCAGUAAGCUCACUGCUCGAUUGCCAUCAUCAUAUGUUUUGCUUGCUUAUAGAUGCUGAAGGGUUGAACCAAUUUUGAUCACUGUUAGUAACUCCAUGGAACAACGGCUAUCAUGUACUUGGUACAUCACAGCAUUUGAUUCGGUAAAAUUUAACUCCAUGGAACAACGGCUAUCAUGUACUUGGUACAUCACAGCAUUUGAUUCGGUAAAAUUGCAAUUUGCAACAUGGUUAAAUUUUGAACUAAUGUUAUCUGUUUACAGGGGCAUGCAGUUUUCAUGAACUAAAUAUAAAAAUUUGCUGCUUUUAUUUAGUGCUAAUUAGUGACUUGCAAUA
Ipomoea triloba (trilobed morning glory) is the source of this 1547-nucleotide messenger RNA. RefSeq names its product protein BCCIP homolog. Lineage: Eukaryota; Viridiplantae; Streptophyta; Magnoliopsida; Solanales; Convolvulaceae. The transcript is spliced from 9 exons. Gene Ontology annotation, cellular component: nucleus. The record is from RefSeq and is a predicted model, not a curated record. The coding region runs from base 138 to 1112 and encodes 324 amino acids.